This is a messenger RNA of Vicia villosa (hairy vetch), 1570 nucleotides long. RefSeq lists its product as uncharacterized. NCBI's taxonomy places the organism in Eukaryota, Viridiplantae, Streptophyta, Magnoliopsida, Fabales, Fabaceae. The record is from RefSeq and is a predicted model, not a curated record. The transcript has 10 exons. The coding region runs from base 79 to 1332 and encodes 417 amino acids. Gene Ontology annotation, cellular component: catalytic step 2 spliceosome.
GAUAUGCAUUGCGAGGGUUUUGUAAUUUGCAAAGACACUCUGAAGUUCCUUCCUUCCUUCUUCUGCUGACAGACACCAAUGGGGAGUACGGCGGCGGCGGAAAAGACCGAACAAGAACUACGCCGCGAGAUCGACGAGCUUCUUCGCCAACAGCGCGAGAUAACUGAGAGGCUUCGAGAUCCUCGUGGCCUUCGCAAAGGCGCUUUACCAGCUCCUAUUCUACGCAACAAUGCUAUUCGUCAACGUUCCUUUCUUCGCCCUGGUUUAGAUAAUAAUGAUUCUGAAGAUCAACCUCCUGCUAAACGUCGACUUUCAUCUGCUAUUGUUAAGCUUGAGGAAGGGGAGUUGGUUGAAGAUGCUGAUGCGGGGAACACAAAGGAUUCAGCUGGCAAAAAUGAAAAUGGGAAUGCUACCUAUGGUCAGAAUGAUGUGAACCGUUUUAAUUCUCAACAAAGUGGACUUCCUAGAAGAGAUGGCUAUCAAAGAAAUUCAAAGGCUUUUGAGAUUCCUACUUCAGAACUUGUUCCGAGGGUGUUGCCUAAGAAUGAGGACCCAAGCUUGGUUAAUAGGAACAAAAGAAUGCUGGGUCAGCUUUUGGGAACUCUGGAGAAAUUCAGAAAAGAAGACAAGCAGCUCUCAGGAACUGAGGCAUAUAUGCGAAGAUCUAAUUCGUUGCAAAGAGCUGAGCAAAGAGCACGGGAAGAAAGUGAAAGGCUUAGGAAAGAAGAGCGUGAACAGAUUGCUGAAAAGCGGAGGAGGGAUUUGACACUUAGGGCACGUGUGGCUGCUAAGACUGAAGAAAAGAAAUUGGAGUUACUCUUUCUUCGGUGGAGUGAGCAUCAUAAACGACUAAGCAAUUUUAUAAGGACUAAAGCAGAGCCUCCAAUAUACUAUAUGCCUAACAUGCCCUUGGAUGAAGAUGCUGCAUCAGCUGAGAAGCGCAUAGAAGAGGAUUUCCUUGAAUGGAAGAAUGCAAGAAGAGAGGAAUUGUCUGAGUAUCAAAAACAAAUUGGGGACCAGUAUCUUGCCAAUGUUGAGAAGGACUUGGAGAGAUGGCAGAAUGCGAGGAAUGCAAGGAAAGUAAACAGUAAUGACCAAAAUUUACAAGAAACUAUGGAUAAAGAAUUGGAUACUCAUAGGCUCGAGCAUGGUCCCAAGAAAAGAAAAAUUCCUGACGGAAGUAAUAAUGAAGACGAUGACGAUGAUGUGGAAGAUAUAAAUGCCGGAGAGGAUGAUAUGAUGGAGGAUGAAUUAGAUGAAACAAUUAAGAUGGAAACAGGCGACGCCAAUUCAGACCCCGCUCCUGAUGCUGUCAAUGUAGACCUAAAGUGAUGGGCUGCCAUGGCACAUUCAUCAAUUAUUCAAUGAUAUAUUAUGUUUUGUAGUUUAUCCCUUGCUAUGCUAGGCUUCUGUAUUAAAACUUGUUGCUUUAGUAUUUUUCUGUAAUCAAAUGAAGUUUCUCUACUUUUGUCUUUGUAUUGGGUUUGUUUUCUGUUCCUUUUGAUGAACUAAGAAUGUUCUUAUCUCAUUUUAUUUAUUAGUUUCAAUCUGAAAUUUAUUUUUCCAGGAA